GCUUCCUUUCGGAGGCCGGUGGCCAGCCAGUGGCGGGGGUCGGGCGGGGGGGCGCUGGACUCGGGAGGCGGGCUCUGCGCCGCACUGACCGAAGAAGGCCCCUGCAGCCGCUGUCUCCCGCGAGGACGAGCCUCGGGCGGGAGGGGGGGGGAUCCCUUCUUUCUAUCUCCGCCGUGCCUUGGGCGGGGACCCGCAGGUCUCAUCCUGUGCCCUCGAUCCCGUUAGCUGAGCCAGGGCUGUGUCUUUUUGUGGCGCCCUCCCGUCAGAGUCGCGUGGGCCCAUCUCGCCGUGUCCCAUGGACAGACACAAAGUGAAGCGCCAGAGACUGGACCGCAUCUGCGAAGGUAUAAGGCCUCCAAUUGGUAAUGGCCCAAUGCCAGCACGUCCCUUGGUUGCCCUCCUUGAUGGCAGGGAUUGCACUGUAGAGAUGCCUAUUCUGAAGGAUGUGGCCACAGUGGCUUUCUGUGAUGCCCAGUCAACUCAGGAAAUCCAUGAAAAGGUGCUAAAUGAAGCUGUUGGGGCUUUGAUGUACCACACCAUUACCUUGUCGCGCCAGGACCUGGAAAAGUUCAAAGCUCUCCGUAUCAUUGUGCGAAUUGGCAGUGGCUAUGACAAUGUGGACAUCAAGUCAGCUGCAGAAUUAGGCAUUGCUGUGUGCAACAUCCCUUCCUCUUCUGUGGAAGAAACUGCUGAUUCCACACUUUGCCACAUACUGAAUUUGUAUCGGCGGGUUACAUGGCUCCACCAGGCCAUGCGAGAAGGAAACAGAGCCUCAAGUAUGGAGCAGAUCAGAGAGGUGGCUGGAGGUGCUGUGCGUAUCCGUGGCGAGACCUUGGGCAUCAUUGGACUUGGCCGAGUCGGGCAAGCAGUUGCCCUGCGGGCAAAACCGUUUGGCUUCAGUGUGAUUUUCUACGAUCCAUAUCUACCUGAUGGAGUGGAGCGUUCCCUGGGAUUGCAACGGAUGGCCACCCUGCAAGACCUUCUAAUGCACAGUGACUGCAUCACAUUGCACUGCAGCCUCAAUGAGCAUAAUCACCACCUCAUCAAUGACUUCACCAUUAAACAGAUGCGCCAAGGCUGUUUUCUGGUGAAUACAGCUCGUGGGGGUCUGGUUGAUGAAAAAGCCUUGGCUCAAGCUCUAAAGGAGGGGAGAAUCAGAGGGGCAGCAUUAGAUGUGCAUGAGUCUGAGCCCUUCAGCUUUGCAAAUGGCCCUCUAAAAGAUGCUCCCAAUGUGAUCUGUACUCCACACACAGCAUGGUACAGUGAACAGGCGUCCAUUGAGUCCCGGGAAGAUGCAGCUAAGGAGAUUCGCAGAGCCAUCACAGGUCACAUACCUGAUGCUCUGAGGAACUGUGUUAAUAAAGAGUACUUGCUUUUAGCGGCUCAGUGGUCCAGUAUUGAUCCUGCAACUGUACAUCCAGAACUUAAUGGAGCUUCAGCUUACAGAUUUCCUCCAGGAGUAGUGGGAGUAGCAGCCCCAGGGCUACCAGAGCCUCCAGUAGAGGGGAUUGUAACUCAUGGCAUUCCCUCUGUGUCUCAUUCUGCACCCCAUACCCCUUCUCCAGGAGAAGCAAAUAAAUUGGAGCCAGACAGAGAAAUCUCCGCUGAUCAGUAGCAUUUCUGCUCUCUCUUUCCAUCCCUCGUAAGAAAGCCGUGGGGGGGUUCCUCCUGUUUUAGGACCUAAUGUGACACCUCAUGGACUAUUUCCUGUUUGUGCUGGGCAGGAGAAUGCAUUUCAUUGUUGGCAAACUCUAGCUCUUGCCUUUAAACAGAUAUUUUAUAACAGAUUUAGUUUAAAUCUCUUGGUGAAUCUCUUUCUUGGCUGGGGCAAAAAAGCCGUGACUUUUCAUCCUUUUGGUAAUGUUUAGUUUUAUCAUGCAAGUUCCCAUGCACCUGCCUCCACUGUGAUAUUCAGAACAGCACCUGGCUGAACAUGAGAAUUCCAGUGAUUCCAGAACAAGACUGGCGUGGAUUCUUAAGGUGACUUCUUAAAGUGAAGAUCAGCUAAGAACUCAGGUACAAGUGACAAAGAUCAUCAUAGUGGGAAAGAAGAGCUGUGGCUUUACCAGUUGCUUAGUAGGAAAAAGGGGACCCCCUUUCUCAGUUGUGGGCACUUACUGCUUUGAUCCUGUUUGUAAACUGUUAACAGAUGUAGUUGGUGAGUGACAUUCUUUUAGGGCGCUGAGGGUAAGUAUUUGCAAGAGCCAGAGUGGAUUUUAAAUUCUGCCUGGAAUCUGAUUUAAGUUCAAAACAUGUGCAGAGAAUUGGUGACGUCGUUUUGGCAGUCAGGAUGCUUAUGAAGUCCUACAGGAAGGAAGGUUUGAUUGAGGUUUGAGCCCAGCUCAGGGAACGAGAGCUCAAGUCCGCAUAAGAAAGCAAGUGAUUCAGCACCCCAGGCUCAAGGUUAUGUACAAUGCCCAUUAUUGCACAUUAGUAAUGCAACUUUGCCUCAAAAGAAAGUUUAUGCUGAAAUGCUAGAUAUUAGAACCUUUCUUACCUCUUGCCGAACCACUUUGAAGGCCCACUUAGGUUUGUUCCCUCUGGCUUUGUGUAGUGUGAAAUGUCCCAGGUGUGUGUGUUCUGGAUUUUCAUGUUCUUCAGCCCUUUUCUUUGAAUUGAAUCCUCCUUGCCUUGCAAAAAAAAAAAAAGUGGGGGUGGGGGUGGGGGGAAGCAACAAAAAUUCUCUGAGCUUGGAGAUAGCCACACAACUGAUCAAUGGUAGUUUCUAAUGUUUUUCUUUUUAGGGAAUUUGACCUAUAUUUGGAAGCAGAAUUAAGGUUGUGUGUUGUCUUCUGUGGGGGGAAAUUGCUUAUUUCUGGUACAGUAUAUAUUUGAGUAUGAAACAAAAUAUUUAUCAGUGUUGGAGGACAGCUUUGUCAUGAUGGGUAUAUUUCCCUGAAGUGUUUGGCCAAGCCAAGAAGGAAAAAUAUAUAUAGCUUAAAACCACCUGCUUGAGUGUGCAAGCUGACAAAGGAACUUGGAAAUGGAGAAUGGGAACUGUUCUUAGAAUCCAACUCCUGCCUCUCCUCAGCCCCCAUCUUAAACAAAAAAAGCAUCCAGUAAACGUGAAACCAUGGUGAGUAGAAAUCCCAACUUGGAUCUGUGCUUAGAACUAAGAAGUGAACCUGUCAGCAAGUUCCCAGCUUGCCAGUUCUUCUGCAGACCUGCCUGCUAACCGUUUUUCCCCUCCACUGCCAAGUGCAAAAAGAUUGCAGGGCAGUUCCUUUAAAGGAAAACAGAGGUGCAAGAAAGAAAAUCGAUUUUUUUGUGUUGUCCAAAUUUGGUUCUUUCCUUGAGAUGGCAUAUGGUUCCCUGGUAAUGUGUGCUUUGUUAGAAUGUGAGUUGGAAGUGUUUAAUGUAGCAUAGGUUCUGAUAGUUGCGGGGGUGGGGUGAGAGACAAUAGCUUUACAAUCCCUUGGAUGAUUAUGAUUUCAUUUUUAAAAAAUCACAUACCUCUUUGGUUGCUCAGGGUUAUAUCAAUACGUUUAUGGGGGGCACACUAAGUGUGGGGAGCCUUUGAAUGAAGCAUCCAUCUCUAAAGAGCUUUCCUUUGGGACAAAACCAGCAAGCUCAGUUUUUCUGGUUAGAACAGAUUGUCACACCAUCUUAAAAAUCAAGUGAGACUAUUGUUUGGGUCGGUGCAGAUACAAGAUGCUGCUGGCUUAGAAAUAGGAUUCUCCUUCCUGUUACCAUGAUUUCCAAAAGCUAGGAUUAGAGUAUGCUCAGAUUUAUAUUGCCCAGAAUUAGCACUGAUGAAACAUAACUCUGAACCAACAUAAGGGGAGGAAUUUGCACAUGGGAAAGACAGCAUGUGCUGUUAUGGCCUGCUCCUUAGUUCUGCAUAAGGGCCAGUGUUUCAUUAUUUCUGUGCUGGCCCUUGGUAAGCUGUUUGGUUAAUGAGUGUGCUGGCCAGCUGAUAAAAGACUCUGAAGAGCCUGGAAACACCCAAAUUAUAAAAGAUAAACACAUUUUUGAUCUGUUUUGAAUACCCAUAGUAUCUUGCACUACUCCAGAGAGGGGGUGUAUUCCCAACCCAAAUUUGCAUCUGUAAUUAAUAGCAUUACAAACAUUAACAAAGCUGCUUCCAGGCCAAGUUGUUUUGCUGUUACCUGAGAGAGCAGAGAAAUAGUUGGGUAGUAAGGAGCCUGGAAAUUGCAGAGAAAUGAAGUGGUACUGUGGAAGAAGAACAGUGGAAGACCCUGAAGACUUGCCACUCUUCCUUUUUACCAUUUGGAACCUAACUAGUUACUGGCCACUUCUUUCCAGUUUGUUGGCUACAAUCAUAUAAGCAGAAAUGUGCUUAAAAUAUGAAAGUAGGGCUUUUCAGGUUAUUGAUUCUGUUUUUGUGUGAUGUUCUUGUGCACAUGCAGAAUACACAUUGCCCAGGGUUUGAAGAAAGAUGCCUCCCUACUACUUGUUUCUUACCCUGCUUGGAAAUACUAAUGUCUUUCACUGGCCAAUGUAACUUAACAAAUUAUGUGGCUUUAAAACUGCUGCUUAAGUUCUGGCAACCCAUGGGUUGAGCGUCCCUGCUGUAGAGAAAAAGGAGGUUGAUUGCCCUGGUAUCAAAUUGCAUUAUAAGCAACACCCCCCCGCCCCCCAACUUGCUCCUGGCAAUUCCUGUCUUUUAUUUGUAAGUUUUUGGAUUAAGGGCCCUAGUUGUGGGAUUGCUUGGAGUUAGUUUAUCUUUCCAGUUUCAGGGAAUAAUUACAAGAUGCUCAAUUAAGGUGGCUCUCAUAUUAGUAAGCAAAUUCUUUUUUACACAUGAAUACCUCUAAGGACUUAUCAGGUAAACCUCCAUAAGGAGAGAAAUUGGGAAAAUCCCAGCUGGCUAGCACUAAGCCUCUUGUUUAUCUAAAAAACCAUGCUGGUUAUCUUAUUAGAAACAUGUACUUAAUAAUGAUAAUAAUUGUGUCAGACUCUGAAUGCUGGUGAACAUGGUUUUAAGCCUUAAGCCCUCAAAAAUAACCAGUAUUACCCAAGCUAAUGUUUGGGAAUUAAAAUGACUUUUAAACUACCAGAGUGGCAUUAUUUGAAGAUCCAGAGCAGGUUUGAGACUCCUUAGCUUAUACCAAUUAUCUGUUUGAGAAAGCAGGAUUGGCCUGAUGCUGAUGAAAGUGCUCUGAUCACACAUAAUGUUGGCUAGAACUCACAGCUCCCUCAAGAAGGUGUGAAUCUUAGAUACUAGUCUCGCUCCUGAUCAACCAAAUAUAGGUUAAGGGAGCCUUUCUUGUGUGUAUAGAUGUACAGCUUCUUGCUCCAUAUUUUAUGCAUACUGAGGAAGAAAGAAAUGAGAUUGCCUUCCUUCAGAAUUAAAAUGGAGCUUAAUCCCAAAGAGCUGUCAUCUUUUCCUAAUGUUGAGGUGGCAAGGAGUACCCUGGGUCAUGCCAAGCUUAUGUGCAGGAGGAGCUCACUCUGUCCUAAGGUAUAUUCUGCUUGUCAGGUUUGCUGUUUGCCGACCAGCUUUUUUUAUAGAGGACUCAGAGUUUCAGAAAUAUAUUUUUGUAGACAAUAACUAAACUGUGAAACUUAAAAAAAAGAUAAAGCAUGUAAAAGCAUUUCCAGCAAUGUUUCCUGUACAGAUAUUUCUCCCUUCAACUCUCUCCUGGCUUUUGUUAGAAGUUUGACAGUUUCUUGAAUAUAUUUUAAUAAAUAUUUCCUUUAUUGUCA
This is a messenger RNA of Sphaerodactylus townsendi, 5670 nucleotides long. RefSeq names its product C-terminal-binding protein 2. The transcript has 9 exons. The record is from RefSeq and is a predicted model, not a curated record. Lineage: Eukaryota; Metazoa; Chordata; Lepidosauria; Squamata; Sphaerodactylidae. The coding region runs from base 296 to 1615 and encodes 439 amino acids. Gene Ontology annotation, molecular function: transcription corepressor activity; oxidoreductase activity, acting on the CH-OH group of donors, NAD or NADP as acceptor; NAD binding.